This is a messenger RNA of Cylicocyclus nassatus, 2069 nucleotides long. The record is from the annotation of a GenBank genome assembly. NCBI's taxonomy places the organism in Eukaryota, Metazoa, Nematoda, Chromadorea, Rhabditida, Strongylidae.
UCACUAAAUGGCUGAUCCAUGCCAUCGACGAAGCUGUUCACUUGGUUCAACUCAAUGCUCUCAUUCAAACUUUAGCGUCCAGAACUCACAAAAUAUCAGCAAUAGAGGAAAUCCCCGCUGCACAUGUCCACAUCCUGGCUGCCCUCCUAGCGGUCGUGCCAGCGUUCAAGCUAGCCAUUUAGUACGACAUCCCUCUUUCACUUCUCACUGCACUAAUUUCCCCCAUGCAAUUUAUGAAUAUCCACUACGUUCAAGUUAUGCCCCAUCAUAUCUGUCCCGACCGUCUCUUCCUCAUUUUCAUCCAGCACCUCACUACCCGCCUUAUCGGGGGUUCUAUGGCGGUUUCCCAGAUCCCCGGAGGCGCGCACCCUCAGCCCCACCCAGUUCGAUGCCUUCCAUUUAUUCACAACAAAGUUACUAUGCUCCAAAAUAUCAUUGUGCCAAACUUUUUUACCCGGGUUAUGACGACAGAAACCCAGAAAAUGCUAUGCGACCAGUUUACCACCUACGAGCAUAUCCAAAGCAGCGCUCACAGCUUUAUGUGGCGGAGUACGAACACUUGGAACACCUGCACAGUUUUCCGAUUACCCAAGCGGAGUGGACUCUACCGUCGUUCAAACCCUUUUACUCUGUUGUUUACUUGAGAAACUGCCUCCUAGAACCAAUCUGUUGCGAUUCUUUUCGCAAUGUCUGCGUUGCGACAAUUGGUGGUAGAGGUAUUGCCAGCCAAUCACGAUCAAAUCAGCCUAUCACUUCAAGUCUUUGCGAUGGUUACUGUAGCCGUUGCGGUGUUUACCAUUCGGAAGAAAUUACCGAGUGUUGCGAUCGGCCAGGCACCAGUUUUGAAAGGUUCCAAAACAUCAUUCCCAUCCGUGUCAGUUCAGCUCCAUCUCCUACGCGUUCGCGUUCGUCAUACUCAGAACCACUUACGCUUGAGAACGAUGUCUACACUACUAGAACGGCAAUGAACUCAUCGUCAACGAGCUAUGCUCGGCGCAGACCCUACACACCGGAAACGACAACCUGCUCCACCUGCGGUCACCUUCACUUCAGUGACGACAGCUUCAGUACCACUAGUCCAUCGGUGGUGCGAUGGACUACAACUGAGAAGAGACAACGAUACUGUCCUCGACAUGGCUUUACCGAUACAUCAGUCGUUUCUACGAGUUAUACUGAUGGAAGUUCCAUCUCUAGUGGAUUGUGGGAACGGCAAGCUAUAGAUGAGCUUCAGAAACUACAAAAUAUUCUUGGACUAAAAUGCACGAAAAUUGACAGAGCGCCUCUUUCCUAUGACUCGGAAUGCCUUACUUGUGAUUCUUUUGACCUUUUCUCGAAUGCAAGUACUGCGAAUCCCAUCUGUCAGUGUCGAGAGUGCGUGAAAACAAAGGGGUUGGGGACAAAGGUUGAACCGUCGAAAGCCAAUCAAGCUUAUGUUGGAGAGCAGGAAAUCGUGUGCGUUAGCUGCUCACCAUGUUCGCACACUAUGGUUUCUGUACCAAGUAUAUCUGGGAACACCGCCCAGCAGAUCCAGGCCCCACCCAGUCCAAGUGAUGCUGAGUACGUCUCAGCGGUAGCACAACCAAACGAACUCAGCUCAACAGUGUCUGGACCACGUGAGGACAGUAGAUCUGGAGGACGCGACGUUCGAAGACCGCUUGUUCGCUCAUUGUGUGACAAAGUGGAGGAGCAUGAUUGCAACACUGCAUCAGUUUCAACUGCACAACCGAUUUAUGAUCCAAGCUGCAGUCAAUGUGCUGAAGACCGAUUUGCUGACAGACUACGUGAAUCAUUGGAUGAAAGCUGCACAUGUGUACCUGUUCUGCGAGUCGAUUCAGGUGGAAGCAUCUCCCUUAUCAAUACCACAGUAGUGACACCUAAAGAUACUGUCAUGGACAAAAGGCAUAAGCGAAGUCUUGUAAGGUAUAUCGAAAAAGCCACAGGAGGAGGGGCACGUGCAAGAGAUGCGGUGAUUCAUUGGGUGCGCAGCAACUAUUUGUUUCAGAACAGCAAAACACUGGAAGAGAGCUAAGAAAGAGAAGUGAUUUGUAAGCAGAAAAAUUUGAGAGAGC